Danio aesculapii is the source of this 1736-nucleotide messenger RNA. RefSeq lists its product as uncharacterized. Gene Ontology annotation, molecular function: flavin adenine dinucleotide binding; NADP binding; N,N-dimethylaniline monooxygenase activity. Bases 148 to 1497 code for a protein of 449 amino acids. The record is from RefSeq and is a predicted model, not a curated record. The transcript has 8 exons. Lineage: Eukaryota; Metazoa; Chordata; Actinopteri; Cypriniformes; Danionidae.
UCGAUAAAAUUAGCGAAGUAUUGAGUCUCGUCCGCUUUGACAGACUGACGGAUCCCGGUGCUGCUGGUCGUCCGAGGACAGCUGUAGAGACCAACUUCAUAUCCUACAGUGUCAACUUUCUGGUUCAUACCCGCAGUGUGCAGUACAAUGCCCGGCAUAAGGAAGCUGCGCGUGGCUGUUAUCGGCGCCGGUGCUGCGGGACUCUGCGCUGCCCGUCACCUGCUCUCCCGCCCGGACACCUUCGCGGCGCCGGUGGUCUACGAGCUCACUAAGAACAUCGGAGGAACCUGGGUCUAUGAGGAAAAAGUGGGACACUAUGAAGAUGGCUCACCGAUUCACAGCAGCAUGUACAGAGACCUCAGAACCAAUAUUCCCAAGGAGGUGAUGUCUUUCCCUGACUUUCCUUUUGCAAAACACCUCUCUUCUUUUGUUCACCACACCGAGGUACGAAAGUACCUUGAGCAGUACUGUGAUCAUUUUCGCCUUCGGGACUACAUACAGUUUGGGACCUCAGUGGCCUCAGUGAACCCAGUCUCUGUGAAGGAUGGGUGGAAUGGUUUGGCAUGGAACGUCACCUCCAAUAAUGGUUUAGACCACAACAAAUCCACUACAGAGCGCUUUGAUGCUGUCAUGGUGUGUAACGGACAUUUCUAUGACCCCUACAUCCCUGCAAUACCUGGACUGGACAAAUUCAAAGGGGAGCUGAUACACAGUCAUGAUUACCGUAGUGCUGAACCUUUGGCAGGAAAGUCAGUGGUGCUGCUGGGAGCUGGUCUCUCGGGAUUGGAUAUUGCCAUGGAGCUCUCCAACGUUAAUGCCAAGGUGAUUCUGAGUCAUGGACAGAAGCCUUUGACGUGUCCUCUUCCUCCUGGAGUCCAGCAGGCUCCUCCGGUCACUUCUGUGCUGGAUGACGGCACUCUGGAGUUCAAAGAUGGCAAGAAGGCCAAUCCGGAAGUGUUCAUGUUCUGCACUGGCUACAACUUCACCUUCCCAUUCCUUGAUGAGAAAGUGGGUGUAAAAGUGCAGGAGCACCUUGUCUCGCCCCUCUAUAAGUUCCUAAUUCCUCCAGCCUACCCGUCCCUCUUCAUAGUGGGCAUCUGCAGAGCCAUAUGCCCCUUCCCACAUUUCCACAUUCAGUCUCAGUUUGUUGUGUCAGUGUUGGAUGGUUCUUUCCGUCUGCCAUCACGUGAGGAUAUGGAGAAGGAUAUCGAGCUGGAUAUUGCUGCCCGUCGUGCCCGUGGAAUCGCCACUCGUCAUAUUCUUAAACUGGAUUCAGAGCAGUGGGACUACAAUGACGAGCUCGCCCAUCUCGGGGGGUUCAAGCCCUUGCCCCGCUACUGGAGCAACUUGUAUGAAUCCAACAAGGUGUUUCGCGCCCGAGACAUGCUCAAUUACAAGACCCACAACUUCACCGUCCUCGAUAACAUGGAGUGGAAGGUGCAUGAUGUGAAGGGCCAGCAGCUGCAGAAGCCUCUGGCUGUUAAUAAACAAAUAUAAGCUAUGAUUGAAACAAUAACAUGACCAUUUAGGUGCUACCACACAUACAGCAGCGUACUUGGUAUAUACACGAGUAAAAUUAGGAUUUAAAAAAUGUGUUUAAUACUUUGACUAAUAUGUUUUGCACCUAUUUUUUAUAAAAUAUCUUAUCGAAACAUUAUUUUAAGAGUCCCCCUGGAUAACUGAUCUUAUUGGUUGUCAUAAGCUGCUUUUUAAAUAAUAAACUAUAAAUGAAUUUA